AUGCGAUGGAUCUCGAACAUCCUUAGGGAUAUCAGAAGGUCUUGUUCCAAGAGAGAAAUAACAUCCACAUUUGACACCUAUAAUGCCGAGGCAAGUGAAAUAAUCACACCACAAGUAUGCAGCGGCGUGAGAACGGAAAUAUCGAAGACGAUUUCUCCAUUCCUCCAGGUGUCGAGGGUUGAUAUUCUCGACAGGAAUAUGCAUGUCAGCCAGAUGUUUGGGACUCUGAGCUUAGGGAAUUCCCUGGUGCAGAUCAGCACGGACCAUGAAAACAGCGUUGGGGUCAGGGCCAUGAAUAUGUCUGGAAACCUUGCCACUAGGGUCCAUACAAUAAUUACAGGUAGGAAGGAAGUGUUCAGCCAGAUUGAGGUAGAGAUGAAGAAUAGAAUCAACAGCGUUGGGCUGAAGCUGAUAAGCCCUGCUGUAAAAAGCACAGGGAUGGUGUAUGUUGCGAAUGUGCUCCAGCAGUUUGGGUCUCUGAGCCUUGGCGCCGAGAUCAUCGGAGCCGAUUCCGAGCUUGGGAUUUCGGUGUGUGGAAGAUAUGAGCACAAAGGCGGAAUCUUUUCUCUAGGGCUUCAACAGUUUACUGCAUUGAGUCUCAACUAUUAUCAUAGAAUUGGGAAAUUCUUUGACAUCGGGGCAGAAGUACAGGCGCCGAGAGUCAGUCCUCCGAGUGCUGCCAUAGGAUGUAGGCUGUCGACAUCAAAGACCCAGGUAAAGGCGAGUGUGAACAGCGACAUGUCUUUAGGCUUUUAUCUUGGAGAAAAGCUGACUGAAGGACUGACUUUCAAUGUCAAUGCCGAGGUCAGUAGAUCUGGAUGUACCCACGGAUUUGGAUUUUCAUUGGAAUUCUAA
This is a messenger RNA of Encephalitozoon hellem ATCC 50504, 855 nucleotides long. Its product is annotated as Tom40-like porin. Lineage: Eukaryota; Fungi; Microsporidia; Unikaryonidae. The record is from RefSeq and is a predicted model, not a curated record. Gene Ontology annotation, cellular component: mitochondrial outer membrane; mitochondrial outer membrane translocase complex. Bases 1 to 855 code for a protein of 284 amino acids. Gene Ontology annotation, biological process: protein import into mitochondrial matrix. Gene Ontology annotation, molecular function: transmembrane protein transporter activity. The transcript has a single exon.